Messenger RNA from Suillus plorans, 651 nucleotides. RefSeq lists its product as uncharacterized. Bases 1 to 651 code for a protein of 216 amino acids. NCBI's taxonomy places the organism in Eukaryota, Fungi, Basidiomycota, Agaricomycetes, Boletales, Suillaceae. The record is from RefSeq and is a predicted model, not a curated record. The transcript has 5 exons.
AUGCUUGCUCUCUCAUACCUGUUCUCUCAUGCCCAUUCUCUCAUGCUGCGCCCCAUCUCUCAUGCCCUCCUACUUCUCGAUGUCGCUUGGUGCACAUGUUUUUUCUUUCUCGUCUACUACGACGACUCAGAUCCUGGUCAAGUUGCCGAGGAGUUCCUGGCGGCAGCAUGUGCUAUGGCACGUUGUGUCAAUCUGUUUUGCAAUGUAGAGAAACUCUUAAGGGUGGGUUUCCUCCUGCAGCAAGAGCGGGCCACAGAGAACGGAGAACUUGAAGAGCCUGAGGCUGAGCAUGAGUCCUGCAAGAAAAGGCUUGCGAGUCUUUCGCUCAAUACCCUCAAUCGGUACAAGUGCAACUAUCAGCAGUUGCUUCAUUUAGCUCUGGGACUCCGAUUACUUAUUGCUGAUAGCGGAAAGUCUAAGGAGCUCACUCAGAUCACACGAAACAUGUUCAAAUGCGAGAGAGUUGAAAGACCAUGUUCCUGGGAUCAAACACUGACUCGGAAUCCGGAUAUGUUGCAAGUUGUUGACAGCUCACCGUUCAACGUUCACCAAAGACCCUGGCUGAUUCCCAUUGCACCGGACCCUACACUCUACUUCAGCGAUGUUGGUUCACUCUCCGGUCCUGCGUCGCUACCUCAAGUCGGACUAUGA